UCUCACUUACUUUUUGAUAAUCAAGAGGUAGCAUUGGCGCUCGUAUCCUUUUUUAUAAAUCCAUGGGUGCUUGCAAUUUCUCUACUUUAUAUCCCCAGGUUUUCCCCCUGUCAGGAAUGUUACAGAUGGUGGGAGGUUUUCCUGUGAUCUCCACUUCUCCACCAUGUCGUUCCCGCCUGCAGAAUCUACACACUCUGUGAACCACCAAUAUGGCUCCGAUCCCCUGCUAAGAACAAGCCCCCCCGCGAUCUCUCAUACUUCACAGGACAGUGGCUCGCGCAGCUGUAUAACCUGUCGAAGGAGGAAGGUCCGCUGCAACAAAAAAUGCCCGUGUACCAAUUGCGUCAAGGCAGGCGUCGAGUGUAUUUUCCCCCCACCUGGGCGAGCGCCGCGCAAGUCGAAGCGACCCCAUGAUGCGGAGCUUCUGUCCCGUUUGAAACGCCUAGAGGGUGUCAUCGAGCACCUCAGUGAGAAGAAUGCGGCUUUGUCCACGGUGCCCUCUCCCCAGCAACAGCGCAGUGACUCCGCAACCACCUUGGAAUCCCCAGGAAGCGCCGAACCCCAAAUUCCCGAGCCCGAAGGGUGUCCGUUUGACCCGAAGCGAAAGCCGCGGAGCUUGGAUCAUGAGUUUGGGAGAUUGGUGAUUGAAGAGGGUCGGAGCCGAUAUGUCAGCAAUCGGCUGUGGGCAAGCUUGGGGGAUGAGAUUGAAGAGCUUCAGGACCUCUUAGACCCAUCCUCUUCCGAGGAUGAAGAUCAUCCGUCCCCAGCGUCUACUUCAACUCAUUCAACCAAUCACGAUGGGUUCAUGUUUGGGUUCUACUCGCUUGCGCACUCGCUUCGUAGCUUCCAUCCCCCUCCAUCGAAAGUUCCCUUACUAUGGGAAGUCUAUCUGGAAAAUGUGGCACCUUUAAUACCCAUCGUUCAUAACCCCACGGCCAAGCAGCUAUUCACGAGCGCCACCGAGCAUCCAGACUCGCUGGACAAAAACUCCGAAGCGUUGUUACUCUCAAUGUAUUUCGUAUCGAUAAUUAGCCUGACGCAGGAACAAUGCCUUUCUCUGCUGGGAGAAGAGCGCGACUCUGCUGUGACUCGCUACCGGUUUGCUGUCGAACAAGCACUGUCAAAAGCGAAUCUUUUAAAUACCCAAAGUCUGAUGCUUUUGCAAGCCGCUGUGAUUUUUCUGAUCGCGGUACGCCGGGAGGAUGAUACAAAGUUUGUUUGGUCUAUGACCUCUCUAAUCAUUCGUCUGGCCCAAGGGCUUGGACUACAUCGAGAUGGAACGAAUUUUGGCCUGAAGCCCUUUGAAACGGAAAUGCGACGGCGAUUGUGGUGGCACAUUGGACUGCUGGAUAUACGGUCAUCCGAGGAUCAUGGCACUGAAACCCAAAUCAAUGAAAGAAUGUACGAUACUCGGCUUCCACUGAAUAUCAAUGACGACGACAUCACCCCUGAGAUGCAGGAGCCGCCCCAAGAGAGGAGUACUUUUACGGAGAUGACUUUCAGCUUAAUGCGUUUUGAAAUCACUGUUGCUCUCCGCCGGGUGAGCCAUGCGUGUCCGAAUACUAAUAUUCCUGGGCCUCAACAGCCGUUCCCAGAAAAAUGUGGCAAUUUGAUCCAGAUCAUCAACAAACGCAUCGAGGAACGAUAUAUCCAACAUUGUGAUAUGAACGUCCCCAUACAAUGGGUUACUGCGACAGUCGCUCGUCUCAUUCUGUCAAAGUUGUGGCUGGUGGUCCAUCAUCCGAUGACACGGCCGUAUCAGGGCAUAAACUUGACAAAUUCUUCUCGCGAAAGCCUCUUCCUUACCUCAGUUGAGGUCGCUGAGUUCGCGUGCCUAUUGUCGGCCGAUAAGAACACACAGAAAUGGACCUGGAUGUUUGCAAUCAACAUGCAAUGGCAUGCAAUCGCCUUCGUCCUAGCCGAACUUUGCGUGCGUCCCAUAGAUCCUCUGACAGAGCGGGCUUGGGCUGCUGCGAGUGCACUAUAUGGGGGAUGGGUGCAGACAGCGAAACAUAGAAAAGGCAUGCUUUGGCGGCCACUCGCCCGGCUGAUGAAGCGAGCAGCCGAUCACCGAGCUAAGCAGCAGCAACAGAUGCAAUCUAACCCCAGCACAGUCACCUCGAGUGCUACAUCUCGCAGUAUUCCCGAAGGGCCGAAGAUCAUGGAUCCCCCGGUUUUGCCGCGAAUCCCGGGCUUUCAGGCUUCGUCGAGAACCACACCGAAUGCUACAUGGAAUAAUCCAUCAUUGGGUGACAUCGAUCUCAGAAAAGGACCCAUGGAGGUAAUGAGUGAGCUGUUCCCUGAUGUGGACUGGCUCGCUAUUUCGACGCCCGGACCUGUUGGUCAACAGCCGGCUACCCAUCCAGGGCCAGCUAUUCCUAUCCCCGAAGGGCCUACUCUACCGGCUGAGUUCCCACAAGAUUCGUCCAACUUGCAGCUCAACUGGGAAGAGUGGGACCAAGUAAUGCGUGACUUCCAAAUGGACAUGCAAGACGUGCAGCCCGCCAACCCUAUGGCCAACAUUUCAAACAAUGUUUCUGGUUGGUUUGCCUGAUCAUCUCAGCGUUUUAUGACGUCUGUUUCCUGCCGCUCGGUGUUUGUCCUCUUGCCGACUUAUCUGUGACCCUGGAGGUCGCUUUCUUUACUUUUCCUUUCAAGCGCGAAUUGGCAAACAAGUCAAUAGCUUCUGCAUUAUAAUCCCCGGUUGCGAUCAUUAUCCUCUCAACUCACUUCUGUAAUGUGAAUGCCUCUCACCUCUUGUUUUUCUCUCACGUCAUGACAAAAACUCUCCAUUCUUAAUGAUAUACGAUCUACGAUGUAUGGCUGCCUGGUGCCUUCUCACCGGUUGGACUGGGGUUUCAUGGAGUUUUACAGCUCUAUAAAACGGUGGCUUGCAGUCUUAUUAUUCCCAUGUAUUAUAAUGCAAUGUAUUAGUAUACCUCUUCGACACAUACGGAGCAUGAAAAUCGAUAUUUAUACUUUCCGAAGACAAAUCUCUUCCGGGCCUCGAAAAUGUUGUAUUCGAAAUACUAAAACGAAAGAAACAACAUCCAUCAUCCCGAGAUGUAUACCGUGUAAUACGACGCGUCUC
Messenger RNA from Aspergillus alliaceus, 3091 nucleotides. Its product is annotated as putative C6 transcription factor. The record is from RefSeq and is a predicted model, not a curated record. Gene Ontology annotation, molecular function: DNA-binding transcription factor activity, RNA polymerase II-specific; DNA binding; zinc ion binding. Lineage: Eukaryota; Fungi; Ascomycota; Eurotiomycetes; Eurotiales; Aspergillaceae. The transcript is spliced from 2 exons. Gene Ontology annotation, biological process: regulation of DNA-templated transcription; DNA-templated transcription. Bases 164 to 2554 code for a protein of 796 amino acids.